GUUUUUUAAAUUCUAACUGGUAGCUAACAGCUUUUAAGUAAUAUGCGAAGGAACUACGUUACUUGUAAUCCUCCAUAGCUAAACAGCGUUUAUUAAUAGAGAAGGAAAGAAAGCUUAGAAGCACACUCGUUCACUCACUUGAGAAAAAAAUUAAAAAAAAAAAAAGAGAUUACUACAUAAAACAAGCUAGCUAAUAAACUACCAAUACUCCAAAUCAGAUCCCUACUAAUUCUCGUUAUUGAAAAUGUCCGAAAAGAAUGAGAACAAUGAUUUGGUUGAUGCUUUUUUAUCAAAUACAUACCUAAAUACUGAAGAACUAAAAAGAGAAGAUGAAUUUACUCCUGAUGAAUUUCUAGUCUCGAAAAGAUUUCUAGGCCUUGACGGCCUUAUUACUGAGUUAAGCCGCGUUUUUGAAAAUGCCAAUAAAGAAUUAAUGGACUUGGUAAAAGAUAAUUAUCAGGAUUUCGUACGUUUAGGAGCAAGAAUGAAUGCGGGUAAUCAAAAAGUUGAUGUUUUAUUGUCUGCAAUACAACGUUCCGAAGAACAAAUUAAGAAAUCUCAAACCUCCGUUCAGAAUUAUGAGAACGAUCUGAGAGACUUAAUUAACAGGAGAAAAAACCUUGAAAAGGAAAAGCAAAUUGCAAGUGAGUUACUCUUGCUUCAAAGACACCUUGAUUUUUUAAAGACGUCCUCCCGAAACCACCCUUUAUGGCUUGAUAGUUUAAACACAGUUCAAUGUUUGUCUCAAACGCAUAAAGAUCACCCUUGGGUGAAGUCACUCCAAUCCGAGAUACACAAUUUUCCGAGAGAUUCGUGACCCUUUAUAUAAUCGUGCUAGUCUUACUACUUAUUGUUUAAUGUUUCCUUGAUCCUUACUCAACUCAGUUGAUUUUCGGUAUUUUUUCCCUAUAUGUACAAAUAUUAUUCAAAAAACCAAAACCCUUCUACCUCCUAAUCUAGAUAUCAAAUAUUAUGUUACCUUUAAAUUAAUAUUCCCAAUUUUUCAAACGGUUUAAUUUCCGGAAUUUCCGGAGCGACUGGCUGCUCUCCGAUAGCUGUUUCGAAGGUGUUCAUCGGAACAGAAAGAAUUGGUACCACCUUUUCACGGAGUAUAGUAAUGACAUUUGAGAAACCGCGUUGAAGCUCUGAUGCUUGAGUAUACAUAUCGCAACGCAUCAAAGCUUCUAACAACCUAUACGUCUCAGCUCUCAUGGAUUCCACGCGACUUAUCAAUCGCUUCAAUGAGUUCACUAAAUAUUCUUCCUCAAAGACUGUGCCCUUCUUUCCUCUAGCCCUCUUUUUUUCUAAACGGCGAUUAUUCUUUGCGGUAUUCCUUGUCAUUUUUGUAGAAGCGGUAGAUUGAGUAUACCUUGUGUAAAGUGAUCUAUUAGUAGACACACUUGUGGAAGCUAAAGAUAAAUCGUCAGGUGUUUGAUCCUCUAAAUUCCCUUCUGCCCAACCUGUCGGAUCUUCCUUCUUUUUGGCGCGCAAAACUAAAAUUCGUUCUGUUUGAGCUUUAAUUUGGCUAUUGAAAUCAGCAACCAUUUCACUUGCUUCACCAAAAGACUCUCCAAUUGCGGGGAGUAAAACGUCUUUGAAAAGAGAUGGAUCAGCUUCCUUUGUUCUUGCCAAGCGAAUUGCCUCGCUAUAUUGGGUUCCCUUGCACAUAUUAAUGAUAGCUUCCUUCACGUUAGAAAGAUACAAAAGAUAUAUAUAAGCGGCAUCGACGUAAUCUCUCUUCUCCAAGCAAAGAUUAGCAAGAUUAUCAGCAAUUUCUUCGACUUUGCUAUCGGACGUAGAAGAAAACUGUAAAAUAGACAUACAUUCCCUCCACAUUCCAGCGCUUUUGUAAGCUUCAAUUGCUUCACUGAUCAUGCCAACCGAUUCAAAAGCUAUAGCUGCUUCAUUUGCUUUUCCAUUUUCUCGAAGAUAAUUGGCAUAUAUAACCAAUAUGGAUUGCUGCUUUUCCUUGUCAUAUUUGUAUAAUUCUAAAGCAGUCCUGUAUAAUUUAUGUUUAACUACAUAGUCCUUUAGUUCCUCGAAGGCCCCUUCAAUUUCUUUCAGAUGGGUCAAACCAUGUUCGUAUCUCUUUAGAUGACAGUCAAUAUUGAAUUUACGUCUGAGAAUAUCCUGCUUCUGAAAGUUUUGUAGGAAGGGAACAUACUCACGAGGAUCCUUCUGGGAUUGCUGGGCAAUCAAGAGCGCCAGUUUCAAGUCGUAUAAACCUAGAGCAUGAUCAAACAACAUAUUUAUAUCUACCAAGAAACACAUAUGCUCGAUGACACUAUCAACAGAGGAAGAUUUCGACUCAAUUAAUCCCGAAAUCAUGUUCAACGCCUCGGUAAUGUUAGGAGGUGUCUCGCAAAGAUAAGACGUAAUAAUGGAUUGGAAGAACUUAUUAUCUUUUUUCGAAAUUAAAACAUCACGUACAGCCUUACAUAUGGUGUUCACCUUGUUUUCGUAAGUAGUUUGGUUUUCGGAUAACUUAUACUUUGAGGUAUCCAUGUACAUGCUUUGAGUGACAUCUUCUGGCUUUAAAGAAGCGAAAAAAAGAUCCAAGUAAUCGACUCUGCCCAAUUGAUCAACAAAUGAGGAUACGUUCAAGAAAAACUUUUCAGGAUCAUAAUCAAAUAACAUGUUCAGAUCCAAGCGAUGAGUACGGCAUACUUUGAAAGCCGAACUAUAAUCCGAAACAUCAAUCAACUUCCGUACCCCAUUCAACACCAUGAUACGUGGAAAUAUAGUUUCAAGAUUACCUCUUGGCAUCUGCAAUACGACCGCCAUUUUCGAGGGCAUCAUGGUUACUACCUUUGCGCCUCUUUCAACUGCACGGCAUCGCUCAUCGUGUCUUUCUACACCAUCAUCUUCAACAACCUUCAUAUCAUCAACAAAUGGCUGCAAAUGGACGAAUUUUAGAAUAUGCUUAUUUGUGGUAAAGGCAAGGAAACGAUCUGUGCAGUAGAAAGAAAGCACUCCGGUACUUAAUAACCUCUGCUCAGCGUAUAAUCUUCCGGAAGAUGUUAAACCUAUCGGUAUAACCGAGUCAUCAAUUAAAACGGUAGUAAACCAAGCGCAAGCUUUGGGAAGGUCACAAUGGAAUUUCUCAACAUUAAAAUUAUUGAUGUCAAGCGAGAAAAUUUCACCAUUUUCCGACUGUAAAAACAGUUUGGCAAGCUUUUCGAUGUAAGAAACGUUUAUGAAAUUCUUUCCGAGGUCCGUUACGUUGAGUAAUGAAGCCAUGCACGAUUCAUCUUUGACACCUGUGGACUGAAACAAACAAAUCUUGGUUUUGUUAUUUCUGUCGUCUGCCAGAAUGAUGAAUUUCGAGCUCUCCAAAGCUAGAAGUCGCUUAACGUUUAGCUCGCUCGUAUAUUCAGAUAUAUCACAUGCAUACGAAAACGUUGGUUUACGUUUUGGUUCGUAUUGGUAAACGUGUACUUUAUAAUUAUCGGACAAGUAAAUCGAUCUAGAAAAUGGAUCGAGAGAGACAAGCUCUAUUUUGAAGGGAAGCGACAGAUUACAUAAGGACAAGGGUGGUGGAAUAUUCGCAAAAUAAAGCGGAGUAACUAAAAGAGAGGAACCAUCGAUCACCGGAGUCAGGCCAUAAUCUGUUGGUGCCGCAGUUUUACAAGUUGGGUAAGCGAAUUCAAGAUCAAUCCUUUCAACAUGAGAUCCGUUAGUCACGAAAAGAGACUGAGAUCUUUCGGGAUGCCAACAAAAUGAAGCGUGACUUGCAAUUGGAAUUGUCUUCUUCAAAUACCAGUGAUAGUUACCAGUUGUCCACAAAGCAAUAGAUUGGGGAGUUGAUAUGGCAAGAAUAGAGGAGGCGUUGUUCCAAGCUAACCCCGUAAAUUUUUCGUUGCUAGGGCAUCCCAGAGAGAACUCACCAUGUCUUAAACCAUUUCUUUCAAAAAAAAUCACUUUACUUUCAUUCGCAUCUCCAAAAGAAGACUGGACAGAUGCUAAAACGGAGCCGGAAGGUUUCCACGAAAGAAAACUUUGAUGACCAUCUUGUGGUUCACUAAUACUGUCAAGGACACCCUCACGUGAAUAUACACGAAUGGCUCGACGUGAUCCAGCUUCAAUACGGUUUAUGGCGACAUAUGCACCAUCACCACGCCAACACAUAUUUACUUUGCCAUCGUCAACAUCCGAAAGCUUACCUUCAUCAAUUUGUUCUGGCAACGUAGGAUCACGAAGUUGCGCGCGGACACGUUUGCCACGAAAUUGGGUUUCUGACCGACCCCAUCCGACACUGAUAUGCUUGUUAAAUUCGCUUAAGUCAUUUUCGGACAAAGUUGUUUCAGCAAUCACAUCAAAUCGUUUAGUCAUAUGCAAAAUUGUGUUUCCUCCAGUUAGUAUACUAAGGACUUGUUCAUCUGGAGACCAGCAAGAAGCAAUAAUGCCAUUCUCCACGUUUCCAAUUACUUCCACUACUGGUUCUCCAGGUGCUGGUUCUGUUUUGACCAUUAUGAUAUCCCCGCCUUUCAUGGAUAUGCAAAUUGACAUGGAAUCACCUAAAAACUGCAUAUUGCAUAUUUGAUCCCAUGAUCCAUCUUCUUUUAGGUAAGCAGGAUCAUCAUGUUCAGUAAGAUAUUCCACAACAUUGUCUUCGUGUAUUCGAUAAACUGUAAUUCCAGGAUUAUUAUCGUUCAAUCCACAAGCUACGUAAAUAGUAUUAUUGACGGUAUCAAAAGCUAUGCUCUGAAUAGCGUUAGAAAUUUCAG
Schizosaccharomyces octosporus yFS286 is the source of this 4727-nucleotide messenger RNA. Its product is annotated as transport complex subunit Cog2. The coding region runs from base 245 to 817 and encodes 190 amino acids. Gene Ontology annotation, biological process: Golgi organization; protein transport; intra-Golgi vesicle-mediated transport. Gene Ontology annotation, cellular component: COG complex; membrane. The record is from RefSeq and is a predicted model, not a curated record. NCBI's taxonomy places the organism in Eukaryota, Fungi, Ascomycota, Schizosaccharomycetes, Schizosaccharomycetales, Schizosaccharomycetaceae. The transcript has 4 exons.